AUGCCCCCGAGGGAACCCCCGAUGUUUACCAGCGCGUUCUCUUUUCAAAGCGCCAACUACGUAUUCGUUCCCAAUAACGAAACCCGUUACGCGUGCGUUUCGACGAAACGCAUCGCCGCCGCGUCUGCUACGACGUGUGAAACGGCGUUAACGCGCUAUUCGACGAAACGGCGGUCGGAUUACGUAACGUUACGUGCACCGAUCCCCUUCUUAGAAGCGCGGUCGCUCGAUGUCGGCUCCGCGCGAAGUGUUACCUUUGCCCUCGGC
Messenger RNA from Iphiclides podalirius (scarce swallowtail), 267 nucleotides. NCBI's taxonomy places the organism in Eukaryota, Metazoa, Arthropoda, Insecta, Lepidoptera, Papilionidae. The record is from the annotation of a GenBank genome assembly.